AUGCCUGAGAUCGUCGACGACAAAGCCCAGCACGUAGUGCCCUUUAUACUGUCUCUGCUCGCCGAGCAUCAGAAAGCACAUUCCGCGUCCUCGAAUGCACCACCCUUCUUCAUCGGCCUCAACGGCGUCCAAGGCGCGGGGAAAACGGUGCUCGUCGACAUUCUCCAGAAAACACUAACCUCGCCACCACACAAUCUCCCGACCGUGGUCUUCUCCCUCGACGACCUGUACCUGACGCACGAGGACCAAGUCUCUCUCGCCCAGGCGCAUCCCGACAACCCACUCCUGCAGCACAGAGGGCAGCCAUCGACGCACGACAUCCCUCUGGCCAAGGCCGUGUUCGACGGCCUGAAGCACAACAGACGCACCAAGAUCCCGCAGUACAACAAAGCCGCCUUCUCAGGCCAAGGCGACCGCGUCCCGGAGACGGAAUGGGCAGAAGUCAACACCGACGCCUCUCACCCGGUCCGCGUCGUCCUGUUUGAGGGAUGGUGCGUCGGUUUCCGCCCCCUGUCCCCCGAGGCGUUACGGCAGAAGCACGCCGCGGCCGUGGAGGCGCUGACGGCGGCGACCGCGGAGACGCCGUAUCGCGGACGUCUUGGGCACAACACGCUCAGCUCCGUCGCGACGAUCAACGAGGCACUGCGCCAGUACGACGAGCUCACGGCCCAGCUCGACGCCUUCGUGCACAUCGACGCCCUCGACCCGCUGUACGUGUACAAGUGGCGGUUGGAGCAGGAGGCCGGACUUCGGGCCUCGCGCGGCAGCGGGAUGACGGACGACCAGGUCCGCCAUUUUGUCGACGGGUAUUAUCCCGCUUACGAGCUCUACACCGACACGUUGAGGGACGGGGUGUUUAAGGGUGUCAAGGAAGAUUGGAAGGGGAGGCAACUGCGAUUGGUGGUGGGUGAAGAUCGGAAGGUCAGGGAGGUCGUCAAGAUAUGA
Molecule: messenger RNA, 945 nt
Organism: Cladophialophora carrionii CBS 160.54
Lineage: Eukaryota; Fungi; Ascomycota; Eurotiomycetes; Chaetothyriales; Herpotrichiellaceae
Exons: 1
Coding region: 1-945 (314 amino acids)
Cellular component (GO): cytoplasm
Source: RefSeq, a predicted model, not a curated record